AUGCAAAUAGGGAAGGAGGAAUACAUGAAGUGGCCGGACAAGCUAAAGAGGAACCCUAAAAGAGGUAAACCCAAGAAGUACUGCAAGUACCACCGCAGCACCGGCCAUGAUACCGAUGACUGCUAUGAACUCAAGAAUGAGAUCAAGUCCCUCAUCCACUACGGGCACCUGAAGGAGUACAUUGGGGAUGACGCCAAUGCCUCGUCCUCACAACAACAACAAUAUGCCAGGCCUGAAGCCCAUUACACCCUAGAUGGAGUUAUUGAUGUCACCAUUGGGGGCUCGACCUCGGGUGAAGCAUCACCCUCGGCCCGGAAGGCAUACACCAAGCAAUACAACAUACAAAGCCCAACGCUUAAAAGGCCGAGACCAAAGGACAUCAUCUCCAUCUCCAACGACGAUCUGCAAGGGUUCUUAUUGCCCCAUGACGAUGCAUUGGUGAUGUCUAUGAUCAUCACCAACUACAUGGUGAAAAGAAUCCUCAUAGACAGCAGCUCCUCAGCCGACAUCCUGUUCCAUGAUACAUUUGAGAAGAUGCAGUUGACGCAAGAUCAAUUGUAA
Nelumbo nucifera (sacred lotus) is the source of this 561-nucleotide messenger RNA. RefSeq lists its product as uncharacterized. NCBI's taxonomy places the organism in Eukaryota, Viridiplantae, Streptophyta, Magnoliopsida, Proteales, Nelumbonaceae. The record is from RefSeq and is a predicted model, not a curated record.